Tarenaya hassleriana is the source of this 1388-nucleotide messenger RNA. Its product is annotated as protein bem46. Gene Ontology annotation, biological process: proteolysis. The record is from RefSeq and is a predicted model, not a curated record. Gene Ontology annotation, cellular component: membrane. Gene Ontology annotation, molecular function: serine-type peptidase activity; palmitoyl-(protein) hydrolase activity. The transcript has 9 exons. Bases 131 to 1072 code for a protein of 313 amino acids. NCBI's taxonomy places the organism in Eukaryota, Viridiplantae, Streptophyta, Magnoliopsida, Brassicales, Cleomaceae.
AAGCUCAUUUCAAGGGGAAAAAAAAAGGGAAAACGCGAUGGGAAACAGAUAGAAAGUGAAAUCGAUUUUCUGCUUCUCUAGCAUCUCCGAGAGCGAGAGAGAGCGAUAGAGGGAAAGAGAGAGGGAGAGAAUGGUGUCGUACGUGAGCGCGUUGUUGUACGGAGCCGGAGGCAUAGUUGUAGCGGGAGUGGCGCUGCUCGUGGCGUUUCAGGAGAGGCUCGUCUACGUUCCGGUGCUUCCGGGUCUCACCAAGUCCUACCCUAUCACUCCCGCUAGGCUCCGACUCAUCUACGAGGAUGUCUGGCUUCUAUCCUCCGAUGGCGUUCGCCUCCACGCCUGGUUCAUCAAGUUCUUCCCCGAUUGCCGAGGUCCAACUGUUCUGUUCUUCCAGGAGAAUGCCGGAAAUAUCGCUCACCGUCUAGAAAUGGUCCGGAUUAUGAUACAAAACUUGAGAUGCAAUGUGUUCAUGCUUUCAUAUCGAGGUUACGGGGCAAGUGAUGGCUAUCCUUCACAACAUGGAAUCACAAAGGAUGCUCAGGCUGCACUGGAUCACCUGUGUCAAAGGACUGACAUUGAUACAUCUAGGAUAGUUGUGUUUGGGAGAUCACUUGGGGGAGCUGUUGGGACAGUGCUUACCAAAAACAAUCCGGACAAGGUUGCUGCGCUGAUUCUGGAAAAUACUUUCACAUCUAUUCUUGAUAUGGCUGGUGUAUUGUUGCCCUUCUUGAAGUGGUUUAUUGGAGGAAGUGGUUCGAAAAGCCUGAAACUUCUUAAUUUUGUUGUUCGGUCUCCUUGGAGUACGAUUGAUGUCAUCGGUGAGGUGAAACAGCCAAUACUCUUCCUCUCUGGCCUUCAAGAUGAGAUGGUUCCACCAUUUCACAUGAAAAUGCUGUAUGCCAAAGCUGCCGCACGCACCGCUCAGCGCAGCUUCGUGGAGUUUCCUACUGGGAUGCACAUGGACACAUGGCUGUCUGGUGGUGACAUUUACUGGAAAACGAUCGUGCAGUACCUUGAAAAAUAUGUUCCCGAGGCAAAUGAAGAGAAAUCAAUCGAAAACGAUAAAGGAAGGUGACAAUCUGACAUGCAGAAUCUAGAAGAGACUUAGCUUCACUUGCCUUUCCACUGCAACCGGAAACGAUGUAUAUGCAUAUAUGUAUACGCGUGUAUAUUGCUUUCUGGAGUUGCAGCUACAACGCAAGGGAACUUUUCUGGUGUUGUGAGCAAGAACUGGCCGGUUUCUCCAUUGAUGGCAACCCUCUUUAGAUGAGACUAUUCAUUUGUAUUAUGUAGAUGGUUGAGUUGAGACCAAGUGUGAAGAUUUGGUUACAUGAUUACAUCACAAAUCGGUUCCAUAAACUAAAACUAUCCAUAGAAUUGGAUUCUCAUUA